UGUAACUUGUGCCAAACAAGCAUCGUAAAUGACAUGUCGCUCAUACGAAUGCGUGAUAUACUUACACAUUAAGCUAUUAUGGUGUUGCUAUUAAAAAAUAAAAAUGCUUCUUACGUAGAAAAGUGUUUGGUAUAUCCAGUUACGUUUACGGUACUACAAUGCGACGUGUUUAGGCUUAAUACCUUUGAAAUGCGGAAAAGUAUGUUUGUAUUUACUUUACCAAAUUCAGGAAUAAAAACAGAACGAAAUCAGACCAGUGGAAUACAUCUGAAUAGAAGUGAUCUCUGCGAAGAUUAAAGAGUUCUAAAUAUAUAAACAAUAUCGGAAAUCUAAAAAAAAGACAAUGGAACAUAUGUUGACAGUAGAAGAUAUAGAUGCGCUUGAUGAUAUAGGGACGGCGUUUGAGAUAUGUGAGACGUAUGAUAUCCCCACAGUGGGACUUGAAACAUUAGAAGACAUUGUUAAACGUCUCAAAAUGCAUUACCUUGCCAGAAAACAUGGCAGUUACAGGAAAAUGAUUAGCGAUUCCGUGGCUCGUGAUGGCAAAGAAGACAAAGCUAAGCGACAACAAUUGAUCGAGAUGUUCCAGAAACUGCUGAGGAUAGUUCAGCCCUCCGAUGAGUCCGAACGACAGAAGUUCGUGCCCGACUUUCUCUCCAGCGAAGGAACAACGGAUAACAUUGUGGAAGACUGCAACAAGCGCAUUCGCGAGCUGGGGAAAGACGAGGUGGUUCUGCUCGUAUCAGGCGAAACAAAUGCCGGCAAAUCAAGUUUCUUGAACGUGUUGUUCGGGAUGGACAUUCUCCCAGCAAGCGCCAUAUGUUGUACCUCUCUCAUCACCUCUGUACGAUACGGCCUACGGCGACAGUUCGAAGUUAUCUACAAGGACCAAAGCAGGCCCAUUUUUGAGACGGAAAGCCUUGAUGAGUUUCACAAGAUCGCAUUUCCUCGUGGGAAAGAGAGGGAGGUUGACCACGGGGUGAAGGAAGCACGAGCCUAUUUGCCAUUAGAUAUCCUUAAGGGUGGCCUUGUUCUAACGGAUUCACCGGGUAUUGGUGAGAACGACUUUUUGGAAAACUAUUUAAUGGAGUACAUAGCCGAGAAUGACAUACUCGGCUUCAUCUACGUAAUAUUCUCCGACAAUGCCGGUGGUGUUCAGGAAGACAGGCUCCUUCAAUUACUAAAACUCGUUAUGCAACAACAAAAGAAGAACGACAAAGCUCUUCCGUUUGAUCCCAAAGCCGCCCUGUUUGUAGCCAACAGAUUCGACGUCGUUGAGGAAUCGGCAAAAGAAACGGUCAAGUACCAUAUACAAUCUAAACUGAAGAGCUGUUACCCGCAGUUCGAUGACUCGAAAAUAGUAUUUUUUUCCGCGCAGAAUGCCAAACGCGAUAUAACAGCUCACCCUGAUUACAUCAGUGAUAACUUCCGGACUCUCCUCGACUCUCUAAGCAGGCUGUAUUCGUAUGUCACAGAACGCCGUCUCCGGGUUUAUUACAAAUGGAUUGAGCAUGUUCUUCAACGAGUUAGUCAUGUAAUGAAAUCUGCGACAACACGACUGGCGCUGUCACAACGAGAAAACACUGAACGAUCGCGUAGGCACAGAAAUAGAUUGAAGAAAUUAGAGACUGAUACUGAUGACGUCAUUAAGGAACUCCGGGCGGAAGUUGUGGAUCAAACUAACAAGAUAUCGCACGAGCUUCAAAGGCACCUGCUACAACCUAUGACAAAAAUGCGCCUUACUUCGUCGUGGAAAAACGGCGAAAUACCGCAGGUGACGUCCGAAAUUCGUCAUGCAAGUCACUGGUUAUGGAUCAAACAACGCGUUGACACAGCCUUUUACGAUAGAGUAUAUACAGAACUGGAAGACUGGAGUUUUGAAAACAACAACAUUGAUAAGAUUGAAGCGGAAAUAGUAGAAUGCAUCGAGACAAAACUUGGCGUUUUGCAAGCUGAAAUUACGUCAUCGGAGAAUGCAAUCGAUGCUACCAAACAGUCAACCGGUUCCUCGGAUAGCGAAACCCGGCGAACGUCAUUUAAACGUGUCAGUUUGAAACCAAGUCUGAUUGAAGUACCUGACAAACUGCCUGUGAAAUUAUCUCAUAGAAUUAAACCAUUCUUUGCGUUUGGGAGGAAGAAGGAGGCAUUUAAAUUCGAAAAAGAUCCGGUGCAAUGGGCUGGGAGGCGAUCAGAAAAGUUGCUGUCAAAGUUAUUGAAAAAUAAGAAACACAACGGAAAGGGCCCAUUAGACAUUUUGCUGGAAGUUCUAAUGCAAAGGCCUUCCGACAUGAUUGAUCUUCUGGAAAAAAAGAUACCUACACUCAUUAAUGCGAACGUAGGGCUUUUGGAUAAACUCGAAGAACUCGCCGUGGAUCACAAGCGAGAUGCGUAUAUGUAUGAAAAAAUGCUAGAAGAAAUUGAAGGGCUGAAAACUAUACUCAAACAUUACGGGGAAGGUUAUGUUUUUGUUAAUGAUUUCAAACUUAGUGAAAUCCGCAUCAUAACUGGCCACCUUGGUGACGGUCAGAGCCUCCAUAAAACUUUCCGUGUAAGCUGCAUCAUUAAGCAAGAUGAGCCAAGUAUCGAAUGGCCUAUCGCAAGAGAUGCUCCCCACGGUCUGUGGACCUAUUUGCAUGCUGGGGUUUUUCAGAGAGAUGGGGCGGAGAGGCCAAUAACGAUAAAAUUGUACACGACAGCGUCCGGCAUGAGAUGCAACCAACGCGAGGUCGCAAAACUGAGAUCACUCUUGAGUACAGACUCCCAUCUGGCCGAGUUCUUGGGAAUACAUCACACCGAUGCAAUAAUUCCUGCGUAUAUAUUUGAUCAAAGACUGGUGUCACUGUCGAAGUUUCUGAACAAUUACGACAAACCGGACAAUUAUUUUCACAAGGUUUUGCUCGAAACAGCCAACGGACUGUUAAACCUCCAUUCAAUGGGGCUUGUACACAUGGAGAUUUCACAACAUACCAUAACAGUCACAGAGAAAGGAGACGUAAAGCUUACAGGGGCGUGUGUACCACGAAAGGCGUCGUUCCCCAUUGACGGUGAAGCAAAGGUGGGCAACUUCGUAUACCUGCCUCAUGAGGUCUUGAACGAUGAAUUGUACAUCACAUCUGGAGACGUGUAUGGGUUCGGACUGUUGAUGUAUGAACUGAUGUACGAUCGACUGGCGUUCGAUGCUCAAAGGUCUUACAGAAUUCGUGAUUUUGUUCAAGACCUUAACCCUGAGGCCAUGUUGCGUUUAGACCAGGAUAGCGGGGGACUCCCCAGUACAGUUGUUCGCCUCGUCCAGAUUUGCGUGAAGAAGUUGAAUAGCGAAAGGUCAACGAUCAGCACUAUACUCAACCAACUUCAGCUAUUCGGUGACGAUCUGUCGAAAGCUUCCAGACGGUCAGUCAGAGAAGCUAGCUGGCGCCCACCGAGAGGAGUAUUCUGCAGAAAUAUGCAUUGACGAGUUCAGCCAAAAUAAAUAAAAUCGAUUUAUAACUGAAGGUGCCAGAAUAUAUCUUACUAAUCAUAUACGCAAAGAAAUAAUUAACAAAGGGUUGUAAUCUAGAUACCUACAUGAUGUUGGUUUGUUUAUGAAAAAAAUGUCUGUUUUAUGUCUACAACAUGAGGGGCUUAAUGACAAAAUUUGAGCAACUUGGAGUAUUCCGUGAUUGUUUACUGAACUGUUGUUUUGCAAUAACUAUUUUGUUAGGAAUUUUGUAAAUUUACUCCGCAAUGAUAUGAACAACAAGAGCCACGCAAAUGUAUUAAGUCCGGUUUUCCAAAAGCGAGGCGCAAAUUUAAUCUAUUAUAGAUGCAUAAACAAGGGUGUGCAUAACGUCCUAUGUCAAACUUAAACGCUUACUGCAAUCAUAUGUAAUUCGCAAUUUGUUUGAUUUAUGAUGCGAUAAAUCAGCUGUUUGUAUUUCUUUAAUGACCAAAUGUCGUUUGUUAAUGCCAGUCCACGCAGAUUAAUCUCCAUUGUAGUUACUAUAAGUAGCUAUUCAAUGUUGUUUUUGUAUUAUGUUUGUUUAAAUUUAGUUUUAAUUAUGUUGGCAAUUGUUUGACUUUAAACAUAUUAAUAUAUGUAAACUAUAGAACUAAAUAGUAUUAAAACAUAUUAUACAUAGUUUUCGAUUUUACUUAAAGGUAUUUAGUAUGUUGAUAUGUUGAAAAUGAACUUUGUUUGCAAGUAUUUAUUUCUAUCAAAUGUUUAUAUUUGCUUGAAAUAGUUCUUUUCUUUUUUUUUAAACCUAAAUCCCGCUAUUAUGCUGUAAAAUAUUCAAAUAUGUGUGUCAAAAAUCAACGAUAAAAAUAAGCGAAUUGUUUAUUUUACCUAUCUGAUUGUGUCUGUGUCUGUGUAAUUCGACUCAAACCGCAACAUAACUUAAAGAGACAUCCGCGGACCGCGCAAUCAAAUAUACCAAAAUUUCAGUAUUAUGCAAGAUAACUUUUUAUUGGUUUACCUACAAAGUCAGAGGGAGUUAUCAAGUAAUAGUCAAAAUGGCCUUUUUCUGAUAUGGCUGGGAGGUGAGCGUCAUUUAAAAAUAAAACGAAAGUAAUUAAGGGUAUAAAAUGGCGAAAAAUACCUGUCUCGGCAUUGACGUCGCCAAAUCGACUAUCACGUGAUUAUCCCCUCUGAAAGUAUUAAUAAUUAAAUUAGUUGUGUUUUUAAGUUUUGCGAUCAUAACGCGUAUGCUUUCUUUGAACUCCUUAAAGCAAACCAUAAACAAUUUAAUUGGUCGAUAAUUUAUUGUCUUAAACUUAAACCAACACACGAAUAUGAACGAGGCAUGAAAAGUGUAAAUAAUAUUAUUUACUUAAAUGAAGUUCAAAACAACAAAUUUAAAUGUCGAUAAUAGUGUACAUGUCUAUGUGAAUGCAUGAGAUUUCUACUUGAGAAAAUAGAAACAUUCGCAUUUGUAUUAAAAUCUCAUCGCGUAGAUUGUCUAUGGCCAUUUCUAUGAAAUUGUGAUAUGUUUCAUUCAUUAACGUUUUAUUUGAUCUUAAAAUAUCCUUAAGCUCGCAUUAGUACUCGUUCUAAGUGUUACAUCACACCCUAAUGAGUUAUUUAAAGGGACCUUUUCACGUUUUAGUAAAUUGUCGUUGUAGUUAUGAUAUUUGUGAGGAAACAGUAAUACUAAACAUCCACCAUGCUCUAAAAUAUCAAUUAUAUGCAUCUGUUGACGAUUUAAAAACCUGAACAUUAUAAAGCGUUGCAACGCGAAACGAUUGAAUAAAUUGGAGAGUUUU
Molecule: messenger RNA, 5241 nt
Organism: Dreissena polymorpha
Lineage: Eukaryota; Metazoa; Mollusca; Bivalvia; Myida; Dreissenidae
Exons: 8
Coding region: 344-3451 (1035 amino acids)
Biological process (GO): protein phosphorylation
Molecular function (GO): protein kinase activity; ATP binding
Source: RefSeq, a predicted model, not a curated record